Coturnix japonica (Japanese quail) is the source of this 4367-nucleotide messenger RNA. It is a transcript of the gene CXCL12, whose product is annotated as C-X-C motif chemokine ligand 12. Gene Ontology annotation, cellular component: extracellular region. Lineage: Eukaryota; Metazoa; Chordata; Aves; Galliformes; Phasianidae. The record is from RefSeq and is a predicted model, not a curated record. Gene Ontology annotation, molecular function: chemokine activity. Gene Ontology annotation, biological process: chemotaxis; defense response; immune response.
GGCCCCUCUAUAGACGGAGGGGAGGAGGGGACUCCAGCAGAGCGCUGCUGCCGCCGGGACGAGCUGAGGCGCUCCGAGCUCUGCCCGUCUGCCCCGUCGCCAGCAUGGACCUCCGCGCCCUGGCUCUGCUCGCCUUUGCCCUGGCAGUCAUCUCCCUGUCGGAGGAGAAGCCCGUCAGCCUGACGUACCGAUGCCCCUGUCGAUUCUUCGAGAGCAACGUGGCGAGGGCCAACAUUAAGCAUCUCAAAAUCCUCUCCACCCCCAACUGCUCACUUCAGAUUGUUGCAAGGCUCAAGAGCAACAGCAAGCAAGUGUGCAUUGAUCCCAAGCUAAAGUGGAUCCAGGAAUAUCUGGAGAAAGCUUUAAACAAACCACGUCAUCGCACUCAUAAAAAAAAGCAACAGAAGAAACGGGGCCCACUCUGCCCUUCCCGUGCAACACCACUAAAGUCUCCAGGGAGAAAGAAUGGAGGUUCAAGAUGUAAGAGGCAAGCAUUGUAAGCCGUCUACAGGAUUUCUUACUGUAGGACCCAGAAAGCAGAUAACCAGUAUUAGGGAAGGAAUACAUUUCACUGUUAUCAUACAGCACAAAAGCAACACUUCAUGCAUUUCCAAAGGUGUUUUUUUUUUUAAUUUUUUUUUUGUCUUUUUAUUUUUUGCACAAAUUGGCUUGCUUUCACAGUGCUAUUUUUAUGUAGUAAGAUGUAUUUGAUUUUGAGAAAAAUAUGUUCUUACACAGGUUGGUUGAUUACUUAGCACUGAAGGCAGAUAUGAAUUUAAACUAACCCUAUGUUAUUAUAUAAUAUUUUAUUUCCUUUGCUAUGUAGAGGUCCUGCUUUAUUUAACUUUCUUUUGGUUCAUGCGAGUCUCAUGGAGAUUUAAACCUAGAAGGACAUGAACUGUACAGUGCAAUGAUGUUAUGUAAGUAGAAGAAUUCCUUGCCCCAAAAGUCAUUAAAGCCAAGAACAUAGGAAGGCUAAAAAGCAUCAGACAUCAGUGAGAGCAACCUGCACUAUCAUGGGUGGUGAUUAUAGUUAUUUUGGCUGAUGGAUUAAAUUCAGGUCUUCGGGGCUAAAGCCAUCCUCUGUAGAUCAGAGAUCUUGGUGACAGCUAUGAGCUAUUGAGACAGUGCUCACAUAAGUACUGCAAGGUGCCAGUACUAUGUCAAAAGCAAGAGCGUGUUAUUAGCCACUGAUCUGGUGUCUCUUGGCAUUUCCUCUGUUCCUGUCUCUGAUGACAAAUUUUAGCACAAAAAGGAAUGGAUUAUUUGUAGAUCUAGCAGCAUAAUCAUGUUGCAAAUCUCUGGAGGAAUCAGAGGUGCUGUCACGCACCCAUGUGUUCCCACCCAUCUGCUCAGAUUCAGCUCUCUGGACUGGCCUUGUGAUGAAGCAGGUGGAAGAGCAUUGAUGUGACCCUUCACUAAGCGCUGUACCCUCUGUUACUAAACAGUCACACCUACCUGAGGGCAGCAGCACCUUUGAUUGUUUUGGGUGGAUCCAAAAGAGAACAUCUGGCCCUGCCUUUGGAGAAAACAGAUGACUGGGGAAAGAGAGGAAACACUGAGAUUUUGCCCAGUUUGUGCGCUUCUUGAGUGUGGAGAUGAAGGCCAACACUCACUGUUUACCAGUGCUUACAGUUUGCUGGUGAACAGCACAGCCUAUGGAAUUUCCUUUGCAAAGCACACCUGAGGACACUUCUUGCACCAAUUUCUUCUCUCAGCCAGAAUCUUCCUUCUCCUGGUUCUUACCUGUGUAAACAAUUAUCUUCACUAGUGUAUGGAAAAAAUACCUAAAAUGCUAUGAUAAUUAUGUUAUGCUGCACAUGGAGAUCCAGGGGGGAAGCACAUUAGUGCACCACAAUAUUUGUGUUUUUAUGUAUCUGUGUGUCUAUUGUAAACAAAAAUGUCAUAACAUUGUAUGUUUUUUUGGAGCUGGUUGCUUCAAAAGGAAUCUUCUUAUCUGCAGCCUGUGUCAGGAACACUGAAAGGGCCAUUUUGGUAAGCAUGUCUUUCCAUGACAGGCAACUUUAAGGCUAAAAAAGCAUUUUGGCCAUCUGGGGCUAACUUAUUUCGAUGUGGAUUCAGGUAAAAACCUUGUAAGUCCUUUCCUCUCUGCAGAAAGGUGCUAUUACAGAGAGUGCUUCAGCCAGGACUACAUCACCUCAUUUACUCUGAAGUAGAAACCAACUGCUGUGCCUAAAAUGUGUGUGCGUGUAAUUUUGACAUUCUACUGAUGCCAUCACCAAGCUGUUGAGUAUACUUUGUUCUGGAAGGUCUGUUACCACUGUACUUUGUGAGAAUUGGGCUGUUGAUUUCAGUGUGAAUGGGAUCAGAACCCCUGUUGUCAAGUUAAAGACAGGAAGAACUUAUAUGAGAAAAUGAGUAUUUUGUAUUCUCCCUUUACACUUUGCUGUAUAUCCUAGGGUCCACCCCCUGUCCCUGCACAAGCAUCUGCAGUAGCAAGUGGUUUUCCAAGAGGCUGACACUUGGAUUGUCAAAGAUAUGAAUGAUUUUGGGGAAAGUGUGGAACAAUCUUACACAAGACAUGAAGCUUGUCUUUCUCCCCCAUGAACAUGCAAUCAUCACAUGUGCUUCCUGGCUAAGGGCAGCUUAAUGCCUGAUCUGUUUCCUUUGGAAUGAGACCAGAGUUAAAUAAUCCUCUUUGUUUUGAUUCAACAGCAUCCCUUGUUAAUGAGGAUAGGGGCCAUGAAAGUUUUGUUUCUAUAAUAAGCAUUGGCUUUCCAGUGACUAGAUGUGACUGGACAACCUUGGAGCACUCUGCCGCAGUCCCAGUUCACGCAUCAGAUCCUGGGCAAACAGAAUGCUUGGUACAAACACUGAGAGGGGCAGUGCUGGAACACCCUAGCCAAAAUGUAGGAAACUGGGGUCACCUGAUGACCUUUUCCUAUAGAAUCGGACCAUGGAUUACCGCAGCAGUCUGUGCUACAGAAAAGGUGUUCCUGGGACAAUUAUGUGAGUAGGGAGGAAAGGGACUCCCCACAAGGGACUUAUGUGAGAACCUGAUCAAAACUUGUCUUGCUUUACCCCUGAUGUCAAUCUUGGGUGGGAAGCUUUGCUUUUUGCCUGGGUUAUUUACAGGAGAAUCCUUGCACAAGGAAGAGCAGCUCUGCCCUUCACACAAAGGACAUCAAUUACUGGGCUGCCUCAGGCUUCCUUGCUACCCUGUGAGUCAAACUCUAUUCCACCUGUGCACAUUUAGCAGGCAAAGAAGCUGCACUAACAGAAGCCUGCUCAGGGAGAGCACUAGAUUUUCCUUUCUGCCUUUAACUGUUGACCAAAGACCAAAUCAGGGACCAAACUGGGAGAUGGGAGAGAUGUAGGGACCACACAUGAAGGGAAGAAGGAAAAGGAAUAACACUGAACUAGUGCCAAAAAAGCAGCUUCCAUAAGUGUGGAAUGGUCAUGUCAUGUGUGGUAUUUUCAAAGUGCAGCUGUCAAAUCCUGAGGUGUUUUCUUGUGUUGUUUUUUUGUUUGUUUGUUUUUUUGAAAGAGAAUAGAUGGUAUUUAUUGCUGUGCCAUUUUUUAUUUAUAGUAGCUUUACACUUGUUCUUACAAAUAUCAUAUCUGAAUUCUGCCUGAGAAAGUAUGAAGUAUGACUUUUUGAUAUGUUUUUAAUGAAGUGGUGUUUGAGCGAAGGUGACUGUUGGUCUUUUGCAAUGAAGGCUAUGUUCCAAAUAAAAUAGACAUGUUUAAUUGAAAAUGCAGUUCCUACAGAAGUUUCUGUUGAUAUUUUCCCUUUGUAAGAAUCCAGAAGGUCUUCUUUUCUCUGGGAGUUUGUUUUGUUUAUGUGAUGUAUAGUAAUCAAGGGCAUCUGAGACCUCAUUACCUAAAAAUGUUAUAUUUUUAUUUGCCAACUUCCCACCAAGAGGAGUCUUGCCUGCAACCAUGAAAUUCAUAAAACUGUAGAAUGGUUUGGGCUGAAAGGGACCUUAAAGAUCAUCUAUUUUCAACCCCCCUGCUGUAGGCAGGGACACCUCUCACUAGACCGGGUUGCUCAAAGGCCCAGAAUUCUGGUGGCCGCAGAGAAGAAAAUGUUUGUGGUGAUGAAAGGGCUGCAUGAACCUCCCCCCGUCUUCCACUCUAUAAGAGAUCAGUGUAAUCAGAAUGUGGUGAAUACUGUACUUUAUAUUUUUAUUAAGUAAAAAUAAAUCCUCCCAAAUAAUGUGAAAAGAGUUUUGUAUUUACGUUCCUGUAAGGCAGCUUUUAUGGAGGAGUUAUAUUAUGCAUUUGAAAUUACUCCUUUCAUAGAUUAUUUUUAAAAUAAACACUUUUAUACUGUUGUAAUUUCUCCAGUAAAUGUGUAUGCACUUAUAACUUUCUUAAUAAAAAUGCCUAUCUGAAUGAAAUGA